AUGUCAAAAUCUGACAUCUCAAGUAGUUCCGAGGCAGAUGAGGCGCUACCGGCCCCAGAAAAGUCGACCUUAUGGAGCCGCUUCAAGUCACAUAUGAAGAGGUUCUGGUGGGCAUACUUGAUCGCAUUCUGCAUCUCUGUCCUAGUCAUCAUUCUCCCACUCUUUUAUGUCGGGAUUCCCAAUUUCGCGAACGAUUAUAUCAACAAGUAUGAGUAUGAUUACGAUGGCCUCGAGAUUACCAACCCCCGGCCAACCGCCUUCCAUGUCAAACAAAAGCAAAGCCUUCAAAUGGGUGGAUUUAGUGGUAGUGGUCAUAUGAAUGCGUUCAAUGCCACAUGUCGUCUCGAAGACACUGACGAAGUUUUUACAGUCUUCCAAGUGCCUAAUAUUGCAUUUGGAAACGGCGCCGCCCUUGAAAUAGACCAAGAUUUGGAUUUGUCGUGUGUCGACUGUCUGUCGCGAUUGGCCUCUGCAGCUGGAUCUAACAAGAGCUCUUCUAUUUUGGUUGAAGGUUCGCCAGAUUUGAAAUUUGGAUCACUGCCAACCGCUCAUUUGACCAUUCAUAAAAUAAUGGACGUGGGUGGUUAUAAUGUCACAGACUUUAUCAAUGCCGAGGGAGCAUUUAACGUCACCAGUCUAGAGUUGCUGGACCCUCCAGUUGAUGGAUACAAUUUCAAUGCCACAAUCUCCGUGCGCAAUCCGAGUCCGUUCAUAGUUGAGAUGGGACAUGUGACUUUCAAUCUCACCAUGGGUGGUUCGGACUUGGGAUGGGUCGAUUUGCCCUAUCUGCGUCUGGAAAAGACCAUCAGCAACACUGUGGUACUCGGCUCGGUUGAUAAAGAAAUGUUGAUUCACGAGGCCAUUUCGGGUGACGAUGAAAUUGGCACUGUGACUAUCGAUGUUCAUGGGAGAAGCUGUUCUUUCAAGGGUGUCGAUAUCCCUUACUUCACAGCCGCCAUCAAGGCUGUGUCUGCAUCGGCAAGAAUCGAUAUAUUACAAUACGCAUCAAGUUUGUUUUCUUGA
This is a messenger RNA of Penicillium griseofulvum, 1023 nucleotides long. Its product is annotated as DUF3712 domain-containing protein. Bases 1 to 1023 code for a protein of 340 amino acids. Gene Ontology annotation, cellular component: fungal-type vacuole membrane. The record is from RefSeq and is a predicted model, not a curated record. The transcript has 5 exons. NCBI's taxonomy places the organism in Eukaryota, Fungi, Ascomycota, Eurotiomycetes, Eurotiales, Aspergillaceae.